AUGCACUGGGAGGUCUAUAAUCUUUCCGCUGGCAAAUCGCUUCCGCAAUGGCUCGCCGAGUCCAAGAAGAAAAAGCAGUCAUUGCGAAGCAAUGAGGACUUCCGGAAGCGCAUCGAUCUGAUCCAGGAUUUCGAGUUCAACGUGGCUUCUUCGCGAGUAAAGGUCAGCCCUGAUGGCCAGUACGUUCUAUCCACCGGCAUUUAUGCGCCGGAGCUUCGUAUAUUCGACUUGAAAGAGCUCGGAAUGAAGUGCUCUCGUGGUCUGGAUUCGGAGGUUGUGGACCUUCAGCUCCUGUCCGAGGAUUGGAAGAAGCUUGUAAUGCUGUUGCAUGAUCGAACCUUGGAGUUUCAUUCCCAGUAUGGGCGCCAUCACCGCUUGAGGGUUCCCAAAUGCGGUCGCAGCAUCACGUAUGACAGCGAGUCGUGCACCCUGUUUGUGGGUGGGUCUUCGCAAGAGGUGUACAGGUUGGACUUGGAAGCUGGAACGUUCCUCACGCCAAUCGAAAUGCAGAGGAUGAGUGAGGUCAACGAAGUGGUUACGCAUCCACGGCUGCCGAUCGUGAGUUGCUGCGGUGAUGGCGCUGUCGUCGAGUCGUGGGAUUUGCGGGAUCAAACAUCUCCUCUUCAGACGCUGAAGGUUGAUGAUGCCUCGACAUCCGAAAGUAUUCAGGUGACCCGAUGUGCCUAUUCCGGCAACGGCAUGUUCUUUGCCGCAGGCACCUCCGAGGGCAUCGUUCGUGUCUACGACCUUCGAAGCAGCCGCCCGUUGGCUCAACGCGACCAUAUGAAUGACUAUGCGAUAACUUCGCUUUGCUUUCAUGGCUGUGGGCCAGAGUCGUCAGAUCUUUUGGUUGCAUCCUCUGACAAGAAAUCCAUCAAGGUCUGGGGCGCAACGACAGGAUCGAUGAAGGCAUCUGUCGAAUCACAGAGUGUUGUCAACGAUGUUAGCUUCUAUCCCAACUCGGGCCUGAUGUUUGUGGCGAACGACCAUCAGAGAAUUGGGUUGUUUUUCAUCCCGAGCAUUGGGUUGGCACCAUCGUGGUGCUCAUUCCUGGACAACAUCACCGAGGAAUUGGAAGAGAGCAAGCAGAAGACUGUUUUCGAGGAUUUUCAGUUCGUUACCAAAGAUCAGCUUGAACAGCUUGGUGCGACUGAGUUGGUUGGCACAAAAUAUCUCCAGCCCUACAUGCAUGGCUUCUUUAUGGACUACCGGCUUCACGCCAAGCUAAAAGCUGCCCUGGAUCCUUUUGCCUUCGAGGAGUAUCGCAAGCAGAAGGUCAAAGAACGGCUGGAAGCGAAACGAACCAUGCGAACACGCAUCAGGAACAACAAGGUAGACGUCAAUCCCAGCUUCCACGAACAGUUGCAACUCACAGCGGAGGAAGGCUCUGGAGUUGGUGCAUCGAAGAAACGGAAGGAGGCUGCAGACAAAGCAAAGCGGAUUCUGCAAGAUCAGCGGUUCCAGGCCUUGUUUGCAGAUCCGGACUUCACCAUUGAGGCACCUACUUCUGUGAACACCUGUGUGGUUGGCGUGCGUGAGAGCUUGAUCAAGAGCGGUGUGACAACCGCUUUCGCUCCGUUUGCAUUUGCUGUGGCCGUUUACCUGGACAGAUGGCGAGCAGAUCUUUUGAUGGGUCAAGCCAGUCGGAAUUGUCCUGAAUACGACGCUGGUGUCGUGAACGUAACGGUUCGCCUGCGGGGUAGCUGCCCACUUCGUUCUAGCAGUCGGGAGUUUGAGCGUUCGACCACAGCUUGUGCAGAGAACAGACAUGCCGGGAAUGACAUUCACGGGGUGGAUGAUUCGGGGAGAGAGUACAGCAGCCUAUCGGAACUUUGGCUUUUACAGGGACAGCAGCGCGACAAGUUCUACAAAGUCAACGAGAAUUGGUGGGUCAAAGGCUACGAAGGACGCGUGUCUCUUGAGGGCACGAUGAUAGGUGAUGAGGCAAGCCAAGAGGACGUGCAGCACUCACAAGAUUUUCUUCGAAAGGCCCUAGAGGGCAUGCUCGAUGAUCCUUGCUCGGCGUUGGACUGUGGUGCUGGCAUCGGGAGGGUGACGAAGGCAGUGCUUCUACCUGCAGUGACAGGCUCCGUCACUUUAGUUGAUCAGUCGGAGAGAUGGCUGCAGACUGCGAAGAAGUACUUGGAAUGCGAGGCAGAUCGAUGCCACUUCAUCCAGUGUCGACUUGAAACAUACCGGCCAUCCAGCAGCUUUGACGUAAUCUGGAUACAGUGGACCUUGCAGUAUCUGACCGACGAAGAUGUUGUUCACCUUCUGCAAAAUCUGUCAGCUGGAUUGACAUCGCAAGGAGUCAUAGUUCUAAAGGAGAACAAUAUGUCUCAAGACUCGUUUUCGUUCCACAUGGACACUCCAGGAAAAGAAGGCCGGUUUGAUAUGACACGAUCACCCAAGCAUUUACAUGUACUUGUUGAGUUGGCAGGACUACGGGUAACUCACAUGGAACUCUGGGAUGAGUGCAGCUGUUGGGUGCUUCGGUGCGUGUCGGAAGAGGUGCAAGAGCUUGCCCCAGAUGGCCAAGACCAAGGACAGUAA
This is a messenger RNA of Symbiodinium sp. CCMP2456, 2553 nucleotides long. The record is from the annotation of a GenBank genome assembly. Lineage: Eukaryota; Dinophyceae; Suessiales; Symbiodiniaceae.